AUGGAUGAAAUCGCCAAAGGUAGGUUUAUUGCACAGGGCACUGCGACCAAGCCUGUUGAGCUAAAGGAACUCACUAGGACGUUCACUCUGUCAGAACUUGUAGGGCGCCUGAACUUAGCUGGUUUUAAGGGCCCCCGAACGGAGGACGAAUUCGUUGACAUCUUUGCUGGAUUGAAGAGCUGCUUCAGGACCUUUGUGCCCCCGCCUGGGCUUGCACUUGACUUCUCACCGGAUGAGCGAUUGACUCCAGAUGAGAGAAUUUCAAGCUUCUUUAAGUUUCUGUUACCAGAACAAUUCAUUCACAAGCCUGCAGAGCAGAAGAUCUUGGAAACCAGCUUUGGAAAGGAACCCGCAGAGGGCGAAGUAACUCGGGUGGAGCCCCUGCGUAGUGUACGGUAUGCAGCUGACUCCAAGCACAUUCUUGCGGGUAUUAUCAAGAAUACGCAUGACCACUUCAAGGGCCAGGCGUGUCGCCAGGUUGCCAAACGACUUGAUGGUCUUCGUCGUAUAGUACUGCGCAAGAAUUCUAAAGCAGCUGCAUUUGAGCCUCUGCUCGUCUUCGCUCUUCUUCAAGGGAAUGUCGCCUCAGCGUCCACCUUAGAAAAUGGCACUUCGCACAAAUCAAUGGGAUCCAGCGCUAGGAAUGAGCUGUACUCAGCAUUCUCAUCCGUCAUCCCGGCGAACCUUUCAUCGAACCCCGGAGUCUACGAUCCGGCUAUGAUUGUCGCGUACUUUGAUCUCGUCAGGACUAGUCAAACUACACAGAUGAAGCGGCUUGAAAAGCUCUUGCGGAAGAGCGUGGAUGAAAGUAACGUGGGCACCAAACUCUUCGGCAACUCCCUCGCAAAUCCUCUCACGCAUCAAAAAAUCACCGCAGUUGGCAACGCCGUGCUAAGCGACGAAAGUGGUUUGGAGAGAAUGGUUGAACGCAUUGGCUACAUGGCCAUAGACUCUGCAGACGCCGUUUCCAUCCUAAUGCCAGAGUUCCCAAACAUAGCUAACUUCGUCCGCGGGGUGUCAUUCUUUGCAUUUGAAAGCGUCUUUAAACAAAAUGGACCGUACGUGAUGCCGGGACUGCCGUGUGGCGGCAACCUGAGUGGAAACAUGCUGGAAGCUCUGACUGAGAAGAAGCUUGGUACAACUUACUUCGUCUACAAAUACACCAAGCCCGUCGUGGCUACUACGCUUCUUCCUGAAAGCGUGUGGAUGCCACAGGCGGGAUCCGAGCUUGCAACUUAUCUUCAAGAACAUCACAGUUCGAAGGGAGACUACUUGCUGGCUCAUGCUCCACGUGUUUGCGUGCGCAAGGCAUUAUAUGAAAAGUGUUCAAAGACAGAGCCAGCCAAACUCGAAACUGCUGAGCAGCAGCUCUGCCUUUUCAUCCACACCCACCCAGGCUUGUUCUUCAAGGUUGAAGGCAAGGGUGUAUAUGCCUUGCGUAAGGAGAUGCAGAAGACUCUCCCUGCUCCAGGAAGACUUGCAAGAGCACGCAGAAUGCUUCUUCGUAGUGUGCGCACCGUCCGUCGUUUCCUAUUUAGCAAGACGUCUGCUGCCAUUCUUUUGGGUGCGGGCGUUGGAGCUCUCUGUGCAGCGGCAGGCUUGGCAGCGGUUGCAGGUGGAUCUGUUUGCGCCGUUGGUGCGAUAGUAGCCUCCAGCCUCUUCCGUACCCUGUUUGCCGUUUCACCAUUCGGAGUCAAGCCUGCUAUUCCCCUCACACUAGGGUCUCUCUUGGCAACAGAUUUUGAACGCAACCUCGAUGCUACAGCCAAACUGCUUCCAGUUGCUGUGGAGGUAGAACCAACGCCCAGUGAUGUACAACCGGUUACUACUACUGCAUUUUAG
Cyclospora cayetanensis is the source of this 1842-nucleotide messenger RNA. RefSeq lists its product as uncharacterized. The transcript is spliced from 6 exons. The record is from RefSeq and is a predicted model, not a curated record. Lineage: Eukaryota; Apicomplexa; Conoidasida; Eucoccidiorida; Eimeriidae. Bases 1 to 1842 code for a protein of 613 amino acids.